AUGUCUUAUUUCGUUGCCGGUCUGCAAUCGUUAUUCGAGCGAAUUCCUCAAUUCAUCCAGACGAUCAGCGCUCAAGUCUCCAUUCCCAGAACUGAUGUUGUCUUUCAAUGGAAUGAACCAUGUCGAGUUGGCCGAGAAGUAACUUUCUCAGUCCUUAGCCAUCGCAAUCAGUAUGGUGAAUUGAUCGAUAGUGAUCAGAUCCUGAUCGAAAUCCACGUUGGUGGUAUAGCUGUGCCUUUCACGGUUGAGAUAUUCGAAAAUCCGAGAAAUUUAGUUCAUUUGGUGCGAUUUGUUGCUCAUCGUUCGGGUUCUUAUACAGUUUCGAUUAUGCGUAGUGGUCAACACAUUAGAGGAAGUCCAUUUAUUAAAAUUUUCGAUGCAGGCCCAGUUGACCCUCUGAAGACUGCUUUUGCCAACUACACCUCAACAGUUGUGGUAACAAAUAAUAUCUAUCACUCAUUGGACGUGAUUGCUAAAGAUAAAUAUGGAAAUGUUUGCUCACCGAAACAAUUAGAUAAAUCUUUAUUUAAUUUACGCGUGAAUAAGUUGGAUGCGAAGAAAACAUCCCAUAAUGCUGAAUUGGUAGUAGUUAGUGGCGAUACGGCAGACGGUAAUUCGACAAUGUUACUUAAAAUUUCCGAGCCUGGGUGCUUUCGUGCCAUCGCCACAUACAACAACAUUAAAUUAAAAAACGGCGAAAUAAUUAUAAUCUCGCUAACAGAGUCGGAAGCAUCGGAAGUUGAUAGAAUCAUCAAAAGUAAUGAUACCAACUUAUCUUAUCAAAUUAAAUACUUUUCCAGUAACGUUUUCGAUAAAGCGAGAUCGGCAUAUAGCUAUAUAUCACCGCGGCAACUGACUAUAAAGGAAUUCUAUCUGAAGUUUAUCCCAAGAACUAUCUGUAACUUUCGCAUUCGACCUCAUACGAAGUUUUCUUACAGUAGUUCCCAUAGCUGUGAUCCUCACAUACUUACGAUUAGUGAUGGGCUACAACCUCCUGUUACUAUAUGGUGUGAAAAGCGAAAUAUUUUAGUAGCAAUUUUUAAUAGAUAUCUACAAAGAAGCCUUGGAGGAUCGGAAAGCUUUCAGCACAAAAGAUCAUUUUUUUAUCAAGAAGUUCGAAAAGUGCAUGCUUCUCAUCCUUCUCGCGCUUUUACGAAGCUACGCAUUACUAAUCUUAAUCGAAAGAAGAUUUUAAAGAGCUUUAUGAGCAAAACUGCAAGAUUCGAUGUUUCCGAUUGGUGUCAUAACUUUGAAGUUAGUUUUGAAUUAGAAGAAGCUCUUGAUUGGGGAGGUGUAAGACGAGAACUGUUCGAAAUUCUAAAUACGGAGCUAUUUACACCUUCUGAGAAUGGCUUAUUUACAACAUUCGAUAUUGAAAAUAAACAAGCAUUGAUUCAUCCGAAUACAAAAAGAGCGGAUUCUUACCCACUGUCCUUCUACGAGCUGUGCGGAAAAAUUGUGGGUAAAUGCUUAUAUGAUUCAGCUCAGGGUGAAGCUUAUCACUUGUUGGUUAAAGCAAGAUUCAGUAGAUCUUUUUUAGCGCAGAUGCUAGGAUUGAGAGUUAGCUACGAUUACUUCUCGAGUGAUGAUCCGGAACUAUAUAAAACGAAAAUAAAAUAUAUCUUAGAUAAUGAUGUAACGGAAUUAAACCUGACAUUUGCAGAAGAAGAAUAUAGUAGUUCUGGUAAUGUUGUUAAGGUAGUAGAUUUAAAAUCCAAUGGGCGAUUUAUUACGGUUACUGAAGAAAAUAAAAUCGAAUACCUAAAUCUCUUAUCGCAACACAGACUUGCAAAAAAAUUUACUAGCGAGAUGGAUCACUUUUUGAAAGGCGUUCACCUGUUGAUCCCAGAAAAUUUACUGGCAAUAUUUGAUGAAAGCGAGCUAGAGCUUCUGAUGUGCGGAAUAGGGAAUAUAAGUAUUAGCGAUAUGAAAUUAAACUGCAUCGCUACCGAUUCUUCACGUUCUUUUGGGAAGAUUCUCAGAUGGUUUUGGGCUAUUGUAGGUACAUUCUCGCAAGAAGAGCUAGCUCGAUUACUGCAAUUUGUUACUGGCUCAUCGCAACUUCCGCCUGGAGGAUUUAAGGAACUUAGACCGAGUCUUCAAAUAUCCCCUGCUCUUGUUCAAAACGGCUUACCGACAUCUCAUACUUGUUUUAAUCAGUUAUGCCUACCGGAGUACGACUCAUCUGCAGAGCUUAAGAGAUGCCUCAUCUUGGCUAUAAAUGAGGGAUCGGAAGGCUUCGGACUUGUAUAGAAUAAAAAUCGAAUUAGUACUAUCUUUCGAAAUACAGCACUG
Trichoplax adhaerens is the source of this 2295-nucleotide messenger RNA. RefSeq lists its product as uncharacterized. The record is from RefSeq and is a predicted model, not a curated record. Bases 1 to 2253 code for a protein of 750 amino acids. Gene Ontology annotation, molecular function: ubiquitin-protein transferase activity. Gene Ontology annotation, biological process: proteasome-mediated ubiquitin-dependent protein catabolic process; negative regulation of apoptotic process; positive regulation of protein catabolic process. Lineage: Eukaryota; Metazoa; Placozoa; Uniplacotomia; Trichoplacea; Trichoplacidae. The transcript is spliced from 16 exons.